Saccharomyces paradoxus is the source of this 747-nucleotide messenger RNA. It is a transcript of the gene SYN8, whose product is annotated as syntaxin. NCBI's taxonomy places the organism in Eukaryota, Fungi, Ascomycota, Saccharomycetes, Saccharomycetales, Saccharomycetaceae. The record is from RefSeq and is a predicted model, not a curated record. The coding region runs from base 1 to 747 and encodes 248 amino acids. Gene Ontology annotation, biological process: intracellular protein transport; vesicle fusion. Gene Ontology annotation, cellular component: SNARE complex; endomembrane system. Gene Ontology annotation, molecular function: SNARE binding; SNAP receptor activity. The transcript has a single exon.
AUGGAUGUGUUGAAGCUGGGUUAUGAACUGGACCAGCUCUCUGAUCUGGUCGAAGAAAGAACAAGACUAGUGUCGGUGUUGAACCUCGCCCCGACCUCAAACGAUAACGUUGCUUUGAAACGACAAUUGAGCUCAAUACUGGAGUUGUUACAGAAGUGUGCAUCCGAUGGCACGCUGAUUUCCCGGUACAAUACCAUACUGGAUAGAAUUCCUGAUACGGCGAUUGACAAGGAGCUGUACAGAUUCCAAGAGUCGGUGGCAAGCAAUGCUGAUGAGGUGUCCAGAGACUCUUUGAAAAAAGUGCGGUUCAAGAACGAUGAAGAGCUUACGGUCAUGUAUAAGGAUGACGAUGAACAGGACGAGGAGUCGCCGCUACCUUCCACGCAUGUUCCAUACAAGGAUGAACCAUCGCAGUCGCAGUCACAGCCGCAACCCAUUGUCUCCAAUCAAGAACUGUUUAUCAACCAGCAGCAGCAGCUGUUAGAGCAGGAUUCUCACUUGGGCACACUGUCUCAGUCUAUUGGGAGGACCCAUGACAUUUCCAUGGACCUCAAUAAUGAAAUCGUUUCUCAAAACGACUCGUUGCUGGUGGAUUUGGAGAACUUGAUUGAUAAUAAUGGUAGAAAUUUGAACAGGGCUUCUCGGUCCAUGCAUGGCUUUAACAAUUCUAGGUUUAAGGAUAAUGGUAACUGUCUAAUCAUCCUCGUGCUGAUAGUGGUGCUCCUGUUGCUUCUAUUGGUGCUAUAA